AUCACCUCACCACCGGCUCUUCCCACCAGCACCCCGACCCCUUCCUUCCCUUUACCCUCACCCUCACCCUCAACGUCAUCUCGCAUCGAUGCGAGUACGGCUACAGCCACGCGAAAAUCACCAUUCAAGGUACCCCAUUACCACGACCGUCUAGAGCCAAUGCAUGGCCUCAUCACCCACAUCUGA
Molecule: messenger RNA, 186 nt
Organism: Bipolaris zeicola 26-R-13
Lineage: Eukaryota; Fungi; Ascomycota; Dothideomycetes; Pleosporales; Pleosporaceae
Exons: 1
Source: RefSeq, a predicted model, not a curated record